AGAUCUCAACUCUAAGUCUACCUCUUCCUCCAAAAAAAUUGAUUGGAAAUAUGGAGCGUGAAUUUAUAGCUGAAAGACAGAAAGGACUCCAGACCUAUCUUGAUGUAAUUACUACCCAUCACAUACUGUCCAACUGUGAACUGGUAAAAAAGUUCUUGGAUCCAAACAGCUAUUCUGUAAACUACACAGAAAUUGCCCAAUGUGCUUCCGAUCAGAGCCAAAGUGGGAAGUAGUAGAACCAUUAAAAGAUAUAGGUUGGCGAAUACGUAAGAAAUAUUUCUUAAUGAAGAUUAGGAAUCAACCAAAGGAACGACUAAUGUUAAGCUGGGCUGAUCUUGGCCCGGAUAAAUACUUGUCUGACAAAGACUUACAGUAUGCUGUGAAACUUCUUUCUUCCUGUUCCCAUCCCUAUAUUUACAAAGUCACUUUUGCCACCGCCAAUGAAUCUUCAGCACUGGUUAUUAGGCCAUUCAGCGAAAAAGGGACACUAAAGGACCUUAUUUAUAAGGCAAAACCAAAAGACCCAUUCUUGAAGAAGUAUUGCAAUCCUAAAAAAAUUCAAGGUCUUGAACUUCAGCAAAUAAAAACAUACGGAAGACAAAUAUUAGAGGUUUUAAAAUUCUUGCAUGAGAAAGGAUUUCCUUAUGGCCAUCUUCACUCCGGCAAUGUGAUGUUGGAUGGAGACACAUGCAAGUUACUAGACCUAGAAAAUUCCUUGUUGGGACUUCCGUCAUUUUAUCGAUCAUACUUCUCACAAUUCCGGAAAAUCAAUACUUUAGAAGGUGUUGAUGUGCAUUGCUUUGGACACUUACUAUAUGAAAUGACGUAUGGAAGACCCCCAGAUACAAUUCCUGUAGACAGCUUCCCUCCUGCACCAUCAGUGUUUGUUGUGUCUGUGUUGGAAUCCAUUCUGACCUGUGAAGCUAUGAAGAAUGGCAUGCCAACUGUUUCACGGCUCUUACAGAUGCCAUUAUUCAGUGAUGUCCUGCUAACGAAUUCCGAGAAACCCCAGUUUAAGAUUCCUACUAAACUAAAAGAGGCAUUGAAAGCUUCCAAGGAAUGCAUAGAAAAAAGAUUAACAGAAGAACAGAAAUUGAUUCACCAGCACAGAAGACUGACAAGAGCUCAAUCCCAUCAUGGCUCUGAAGAAGAAAAAAAGAGAAGGAAAAUCUUAGCACGAAAGAAGUCAAAACGUUCUGCAUGUGAAAGUGGAGAAGAACACUCAGCAAAAUACAGCAACUCAAAUAACUCAGGCUCUGGGGCGAGUUCCCCACUAACAUCUCCAUCAUCCCCCACUCCACCCUCUACAGCAGAGCAUGCAUCAUUUUGAACGUGAAUUUUCGGAAAAGUAAGCUAAUGCUGAUUUAUCUCUUUAAAGAUGCUCUGUUUCUGUCUGGGAAAGUUGAAUGCAAAUCUUGAACUUGCUUAUAGCAUUGGGAGGGAACAAAGGAAAGGAUCUGAUCAUUUUAAUGGAUUGUUUUAAUGAAAUACAGCAUCUUUAAAAACUAUCACUAAAAUGAUUUUCUUUGCAUCCCAUUCACUCAGCAAAGUUUUUAAUACUGUUUGCACAAUUGCUGUCACUUUAAAUUCAUAAUUAAGUUUUUGUUUCAAUUCAGGCAUCAAGUUUACAGCAUCUGAUAUACUUCCUAUUCCCUUUAACACAUUCUCUUAACAAAAAUGCCCCUGUAAAAAACCCUUGGUAAGUUCUUGUUUGAGUGUUUUAUUCUUACAGGUGUGUGAGUGAGUAGAUGUGUGAUUGCCAGCAACUUCUUCCAACCUGUGUGUCAGGAAGGUCUAGUAAUAACUGAGGACUUGUCUCACGUCCUUUCCCUAGCAAAUACAGGAAAAUAUUUCA
Tinamus guttatus (white-throated tinamou) is the source of this 1855-nucleotide messenger RNA. NCBI's taxonomy places the organism in Eukaryota, Metazoa, Chordata, Aves, Tinamiformes, Tinamidae. The record is from RefSeq and is a predicted model, not a curated record.